Molecule: messenger RNA, 1144 nt
Organism: Larimichthys crocea (large yellow croaker)
Lineage: Eukaryota; Metazoa; Chordata; Actinopteri; Sciaenidae
Product: regulator of G-protein signaling 21
Exons: 5
Coding region: 218-799 (193 amino acids)
Source: RefSeq, a predicted model, not a curated record
UGAGUCAGUGACAACAGUAACUGAGUCUAAACAGCAGCCAGCUGUGUGCUUAUCCAAAUGGCAUUUAGAUACCUGUACGAGCAGGUCCAGAGCGUCAUAAGUACUCACUUCUCCUGCCUUCACAUGGCAGUACAGGGGUAAUACCUAUGGGAGACAACGGACGGACACAGCAACAAACUCUUGGAACCCCUUAGAGGACAUAACCAGGGAUGUUAAAAUGCCAAAACAUUUGUUUUCAAAGAUUCGGUUCUAUGAAAUUAAGGAUCUGAUGCAAAAUGUGAAGCGGCCCAGAAGAAUUGAUAUUGUUCUUAAUCGAAAGAGACACAAGAAAGACAUCCAGUGCCUCAUGGUGCAAAAAAUAAACGAUGAGGCUCAUCCUUCAAAACUCAGCUGGCAGACUAACCAUAAAGUCCACCAGACACUGGAGAAAUUGCUGCGGGAUAAAAAAUAUCUAGCAGCAUUCCAUGCCUUCCUGCGGUCUGAGUUCAGUGAGGAAAACAUCGAGUUCUGGCUCGCAUGUGAAGACUUUAAGUCCACCGCCUCACCGGACGACCUUUGCUGGAAAGCCGAGGAGAUCUACCGGGAGUUCAUCCAGCCUACGGCCUGCAGAGAGAUCAAUGUCGACCACCAUAUCAAAGAGGAGAUUAAGAAGUCUUUGGAGAAACCGAGCCUCUCCUGCUUCGAUGAGGCCCAGAAACAAGUUUACCUGCUGAUGGAGAGAGACUCUUGUCCCAGAUUCUUGCACUCAGACGCCUACCUGAGUCUAAAGAACAAAUCCAAGUCUCUUUGGUACAUUUAGUUUGAGAAAGAACAAAAAAAAAAUGCCAUUGAGACACUAAAAAAUUCUCGCUAUUUCUCUCUUUGACUGAAUUGAAAAGUUAUUUCACACUGUAUGAGAGGCGAGAGGUGAAGAUGAUGCACUGUGGAUGGAAAAUAAAGCACAAAAGAGAAAAGUAUUGUGAGUGGAAAAAGGUGUACUGAGUGUAUGAAGGGGGAGGAAAAGAAAUGGUGUUGGUAUGUGUUGGAGUUGUUUGACAUACUGUAUGUGAAAGUCUAAGAAAGUUAAGGUGCAGUGUAUAAAUGACAAGAAAUGAUAAACUGUUUCUGACAUGCAGAAUAAAAUGAUCUAAUUUUCAUAAAUGGG